CAAGAGCAACAACAUUCUGGGUACAGAGGGUGCUUCAGUUCACCUUCCAACACGCCUGCAUCAAGUGAACAAAAUUCAUUUUUUCGGACUUGGUGUCGACCAACUAUUUUACUGCUCUUCUUGGUGCUACUGGUCGUCAUCUUCGUUUUGGUUUCUGGAAUAUUGCUCUACCACAACUAUUUAGUACACAAACCCAGACAAACUGCCUCUAUAGAAGGUCUUCUGGAUUAUCCUGAACCAUGCGAGAAGACAUUCUGCGCCUGGGGUGCUCACUGCAUUAACGGACCCGACGGCAAGGCCCUGUGCCAGUGCCCUACAUUCUGCAAACCGAAGGUGGAUCCUGUUUGCGGUACUGACGGCAAGACGUACACUAAUCACUGCGAACUACGCUUGGCUUCGUGUAAAGCCCGCCUUAAUACCAGAGUUAAAUAUGCAGGCAGUUGUGAACAAAAUGACCCCUGCAGAGACAAGGAAUGCAACUUUGGUUCACGCUGCACAGUAAACCCUGAUGGUCGUAAUGCCACCUGUGUUUGUCCUGAUAAAUGUCCAAAUUACGGAGACCACACUACGUCUAGAGCUGUAUGUGGUUCCGAUGGUGUCAAUUAUGGAAACCAAUGCGAGCUCCAACGAGCAGCUUGCAACUCACAAACAAACAUCACCAUUAAGUUUUAUGGAAAAUGCGAUCCUUGUGCUGGUGUUCAAUGCACCGAGCCCGAAGUGUGCCAGUUGGACGAACAUCGCAACCCCGUUUGCCGAUGUGGGGAUCCCUGUCCCUUAGAGUUUACCCCAGUGUGCGGCUCAGACGGAAAAACGUAUUCCAAUGGGUGCAGCUUACGACAGGAAGCAUGCCGAGCUCGAAAAUUGCUGAAUAUUAUUUACAGGGGAAAGUGCAGUUCUGGAAUAAAUCCAUGUAUGAGUGUCCGCUGUAGUCAAGGAGAAGAAUGCAUCAUUAAUAAAUUCGGGAUAGCCCAUUGCCAGUGCCCGGAAAGUUGUGAGCCAAUUAUGAGGCCUGUCUGUUCUAAAGAUGGGAGCACUUUCACAUCUGAAUGCGAAUUAAGGAGGGCCGGUUGUCUAACAAAGAUGGGAAUUGAGAUCGCAUAUACAGGGAUAUGCGGCGAGAAUGGACCUUGCAGCGAGCACGAAUGUCAAUUUGGAGGUACUUGUGUGGAAAGGGCCGGAACGGCACACUGCGAAUGUCCAGAUUGUCCCGCAGAAUUCGAACCAAUUUGCGGUUCCGACGGAAUUUCCUACAGCAAUGAAUGCAAGCUCAGAUUGGAGGCGUGCAAGCACAGAAGGAACAUUAGCGUGCUCUACGAAGGACCUUGCAAUGGAUGCGAGAACAAAAAAUGUGAUUUCUAUUCUGAAUGUGAGAGCGAUGGUACAUCUGAAGGCCGUUGUGUAUGCCCACUAGCCUGCACUGAUCCAAAGCUAAACAACGGAACAGUUUGCGGUACUGAUGGAGUUACUUACACAAGCGAAUGCGAACUGAGAAUGGCGUCUUGCAAAGCAAAACAAUACGUUAUCUUAGCCUAUAAAGGGAAUUGUGAUUUGUGUCAAGGUAUAGAAUGCAAAUACGGCGGAAAAUGUGAAGCAGGUGAAUGCGUGUGCCCAACGAAUUGCGAACAAGCUGGUGAAGAGCCAGUGUGCGCAUCAGACAUGACGACUUAUCGCAACGAAUGCGAAUUGCAGAAAGCACGGUGUGCCCGAGCGGCCAAUGCUGCGCCCCUUACAGUCGUCUUUUAUGGGGAUUGUAGAGAAAAGUUUCCGUCAGCUGCAGGUUCUUUAAGCAGAAUGGAAGUGAAACCUUGCAAAGGCGAGAAACCAUUAACAGAUCCCUUAACAGCAAGAGAAUUAGACUGCGGCAACGGUCCAUUUAGACAAGACUGUCCUGCAGGGAGCUACUGUCACCAAACCGCCAAAUUCGCUAAAUGCUGUCGCAAAAAUGAACCAACAGCGGAUAAAAAAGGCUGCGAAGAAAGCUGGUACGGAUGCUGUCCUGACGCAAAAACUUCCGCACAAGGUCCAAAUUUCAGCGGGUGUCCUUCUACUUGCGAUUGCAACAAAUUAGGAUCUUAUUCAGACAUUUGCGACGCUCAGACUCAACAAUGCCGCUGCAGACCAGGCGUCGGCGGAGCCAAAUGUGAUAGGUGUGAACCAGGCUUUUGGGGAUUACCAAAAAUAUCUACAGGGUACCAUGGAUGCAUACCUUGCGCUUGCUCAAACUUUGGAUCCGUUAGAGAUGACUGUGAACAAAUGACGGGGAGAUGUGUGUGCAAACCAGGAGUACAGGGUCAAAAGUGUACAGUGUGCACCAACCACAACAAAUUUUUAGGGCCUAAUGGAUGCGUCACUGCCACCGAAUUAGCUAUGUCUUCAAAUCCCUCAACAUGUACAGAAAGAACGUGCUACUUUGGAGCAACAUGUGUUGAAAAAGAUGGUUCCGCUUUAUGUCAGUGCCAUGUAAAUUGUACCAACGAAAAAGAAUCGCCCCAAAUGGUUUGUGGCAGUAAUGGGGUAACUUACAAUUCAGCCUGUGAUCUAAGAAUGCAAGCGUGCAAAUCGCAAAAAGAUAUCGUCCUUCAAGCUUUUGGAUCAUGCAGAGAUGACAUACAAAGCACAGACUGGCCUUAUAGUGGUAUUAACCACCAGCAAUUUACUCAACCCGAUGAAAUAAGUUCACCACUUUCGAAAUCAACUCGUCAUCUCCUAGUACCCGAUCCCCGAUAUUAUUAUGAAAGAAGCAGCAAUGUGAGACCAGUGUCAUUCCCAGAUAACACUGAUUUUAGUAACAGUGAACCAGGAUCCAACAUACUGUAUCGUAAUCGUGGUGGCGACUUUGCUCCUGCUUACCGUCCAACCCCAGCCACAGUUCGAGUUAUAACGGCCUUAUUAGGCGAUUUGUGUUCAGAUAAUUCCGAUUGCGUCAUUUCGAACAGUCACUGUGUUAAAGGAGCUUGCAUAUGCCUUCCUAGCUAUGUCGAAUCAUCAGAACGCCAGGAUUGUUUACCCGGUUCAGAUGACCCAGAUGAGUUUCCAGCCUGCAGCAGCGCGCCCUGCAUUCACGGGGGUACCUGUAUCGAUCUACCAGCCUCAACGUAUGCAUGCGUAUGCACUGCAAACUACACAGGACUACUGUGUGAGACAGAAAUUACACAAGCUCAAUACAACAUUCCAGCUUUCCAUGGACAAUCGUUUGCAAGGCUUCGCGCUCUCAAGGCCUACCAUAAACUUAGCUUAGAAGUCGAGUUUAAGUCUUAUACAGACAAUGGUGUGAUUCUUUACAACCAGCAAAAAGCUGAUGGGCUAGGCGACUUUGUUUCAUUGGCUAUUAUCAAUGGUUUUAUUGAGUUUAAGUACAACUUAGGAAAUGGUGCAGUAUUAAUUCGUUCUGUAGAUAAAGUGAAAAUCGGUUUCAAUCAUAAAGUGGUGAUCAAGAGGUACCAUAGAGAUGGAGUUUUAAAAUUGGAUGAUGCUGAAGAAGUUGGAGGACAGUCUGGUGGGAAUUUAAAGGCUUUAGAUUUGUUGGAAGAUACAUAUAUUGGAUAUGUUCCCUCCAAUUUUACCAGGGUUUAUGAGAACAUUGGUACAAACAAAGGUUUCCAAGGCUGCAUAACGAAAUUUAAAAUCGGUAGGCAAGACGUAAAAUUGCAUAUAAAGCAAGAAGACUGGAUUAUAGAAAUUAAAGGAGUAUAUGACUGCAGUGAGCACGCUUGCAAAAGUUUCCCUUGCAAAAAUGGAGGAACAUGUAUGAAGGUUGAAUCUGAUUUAUAUCGCUGUGAAUGUCCAGAUCAGUUCACUGGAGAUUUCUGUGAUAAAGCACAAACAACUUGUAUAGGGAAUGAAUGUGAAUUUGGACCAGAAUGUCAUUCAGCUCAAUGUCACAAAGGCCCGAAGAUUCAGCAAGUAUUAACUCCGGAAUUCAAUGGGAAUAGCUUCAUCCAGUUUCCGCAACUUGAGGGUAUCAAGAAAAGAUUUUCGAUCGAAGUUAACUUUAUGUCAAAUGCUGCAAACGGUCUGAUUUUAUACAAUGGCCAGAUGAAAAAUGGAAGAGGUGAUUUCAUUUCAUUGAACAUAGCUCGAGGUUAUGUACAGUUUAGGUUCAACUUAGGAAGUGGAAUCGCUAACUUGACUUCAACUCCAAUUACUUUAAAUAAAUGGCACAAUGUACGAAUAUCACGAGAAGGUAGGGAAGGCAGUUUACAACUAGAUAAUGGAACUGUUAUUCGCGGCUACUCGGGAACCCCCCUUACAGAACUCAAUUUGAAGACUCCCCUCUAUAUUGGAUCUGUUUCAAAUUGGAAACAAAUUCAUCGACUCUCGGGUGCUUCAAAAGGAUUAAAAGGCGCUAUUCAAAAAAUCACUUUCAAUGGUGCUCCAUUGCCAAUUACUAAUCCACUACCAGAUUGCAUUGCUGUUGUGACCCACAACAUUUCUGGAUGUAGUUCUAAUAUUGGUUACUAUAUCGGAGCACCUUGUGCUUUGGAUAACAAUCCUUGUCUCAACAAUGGCGAAUGUGUACCGAACUUGGACAACUUUACCUGCAGGUGUACCGGGAAUUAUAUAGGAAAAUAUUGUGAAAUAGUUGACGAAGAAAACGUAGCAAUCAAAUUGAGUGGCGCAACAUUCUUACAAUAUCGAAACAGAGGAUAUAGAAGUGAGAACCUAACUAAUUAUACUGACAACGAUGAAGAUAUUAGUAACAAAACUCUAGAGGAUGAUGAUGGCGAGAUAGACAACGAUUUUUUCGAUGAACUUAAUUUAGAUUAUGAUUCAGAAGAUUUAGAUAUUCUAAGAAAGCCCGAACGGGGAAACAGAUAUGAAAUAAAACUGCGCACGUUCGUGUCAAAUGGACUCGUUUUAUGGCGAAGCAAAAACAGAAGCCAGCUACAAAAUUACCUGUCAAUUGCCAUAGUUGAUGGAUAUCCAGAAUUCAGCUUCAACUUGGGACGUCAAGAACCCUUUUGGGCAAUUAGGUCUCGAACCAAAGUUGAUGAUGGUCAGUGGCACUUAAUUCAAGUACGACGAAGAAAGCGUGUUGGCUUCAUUUCAGUAGAUGGUCAGGUUCCUACCAAAGGUGUUGCUAAGACUGGAGCCAUUGCUUUGAGAACUAAUGCCAAACUUUGGAUAGGAGGAUCUUCUGCCCUGCCCAUCGGUUUGCCAAGCUCAUACUAUAAAGGCUUCGAUGGAUGCGUUCAGAAGAUUUUAAUCCACGGAAAACCCCUAGACUUGUUGUCAAAUAACGAUAUAAGUAAAAUUAGUUUCUGUCAUGACAAUGAAAUCUAA
This is a messenger RNA of Psylliodes chrysocephalus, 5283 nucleotides long. Lineage: Eukaryota; Metazoa; Arthropoda; Insecta; Coleoptera; Chrysomelidae. The record is from the annotation of a GenBank genome assembly.